AUGGAUUGGGAGGAAGAUGGCACGAUGCGGGUCUUCCACGGACGCAUCUCGCGGGAAGAAGCUGAAACCCGUUUAAUGGAAGCGGCUCGUGCUGGAGGAAGGAGUGGAGAGGGGCUCUAUCUGGUGAGGGAGAACCCCAGGAACAACUACAGCCUCAUCUUGUCCUUCACCGAGCUCAAGCCCACACGAAGGCAGUGGACGAAGCCGGCGGUGGAGGAUGAAGAGCAGCAGCACAAGGAAGGGGGAGCCUCGAAGACGGAGCUCGCCGUGACGCACUGGCAGGUGAACGUCAACCGCUACUCUAAGGUCGAAGGCUUCUUCUUAAUCAACAAGCCCAAUCGCGUGUGCCUCACCCUCAACGACCUGCUUGUCGAUGUCGCCUCCGUCCAAGCACGAACUCCCGCGCUCCGCCCCGAGGGAGGUCGUGUGGAGAGUGCGUGGUGGGAAGAGUUGAUGCUGUGGCGCACGGAGGACUACAACCAGGACUCUCUCCUCUACGCUCUGCCUGACGACCUCCUGGUCAACAUCUUUGCCUUCAUCGACCGUCCCUCUCUGAUUACCUUGCACCUGGUGUGCAAGCACUUCUACGCCUUGGCCCGAGACGGCCUCCUCUGGCGCAAUCUCUACCGGAUGCACUUUGGUCGGAGAGUGCAGCUCGCUUCUAGCGACAUCGAUUGGAAGCUCAAAUAUUACUUCGACCACGUUCUGUUGACGGUUGAGAGCGAGCCACGCGUUGUUGGGUUGAACGUGCCCUGGAAAAAUCAAGCCCAGGCCACCUUCUGUUCCCCUUCUCGAUCGUACCACAUCGAAUACAGCACGGAGGAGCCAAACGUGUUUCACUUCAUCACGGAUCCUGAGACCCUGUCCUCCCGUUCAGCGCGUUGCACAAUCCGAGAGAAUGGAGGAGUGGCCAUUUAUCGCGUCAAGAGUGGAUACAAAGCUGGUUACUCGCUGGAAAGGGAUCCGGCGUCGUUGGGCAGCAUCUACCCCUCGCUCCAGAAGCUCACCACCUUCAUCCGCACCCGCGUGUGUCGCGUCGACCCCUUCCCGCUGGCCUUCACCUUCCAUCCCAAUGAUGAUGACGAUGAUGGCCACGACCACUUCAACACGUGA
Acanthamoeba castellanii str. Neff is the source of this 1113-nucleotide messenger RNA. RefSeq names its product Fbox domain containing protein. The record is from RefSeq and is a predicted model, not a curated record. NCBI's taxonomy places the organism in Eukaryota, Discosea, Longamoebia, Acanthamoebidae. Gene Ontology annotation, molecular function: protein binding. The transcript has 7 exons. The coding region runs from base 1 to 1113 and encodes 370 amino acids.